AUGGCCUCUAGGAACCAAUCGUUCAGUGGAAGGCUGAUUGGCAGCCCUAGACACUCUCUACCUGUCAAUUUUGGCAGUCGAGGGAUAAAUAUUUUAAGAUAUACUAAUUCCGUGGCGUAA
Molecule: messenger RNA, 120 nt
Organism: Theileria orientalis strain Shintoku
Lineage: Eukaryota; Apicomplexa; Aconoidasida; Piroplasmida; Theileriidae
Exons: 1
Coding region: 1-120 (39 amino acids)
Source: RefSeq, a predicted model, not a curated record